Messenger RNA from Stereum hirsutum FP-91666 SS1, 2174 nucleotides. RefSeq lists its product as uncharacterized. Bases 106 to 2106 code for a protein of 666 amino acids. The transcript is spliced from 2 exons. Lineage: Eukaryota; Fungi; Basidiomycota; Agaricomycetes; Russulales; Stereaceae. The record is from RefSeq and is a predicted model, not a curated record.
CUGCUUAGAGCUCGCCUGCCAAGAGGUCCGAGUCAAUUGAUCUUAGCAUUUAGGCAUCCAUAUUGAUACCUACCCGCGACGGACUCCUCACACACAAAGUGUGACAUGACCGAAAUCUUACCACCAGAGCUCCUUUCCCGCAUAUUCCGCUAUUCUCGAUCGUGGUUACGAGAAGAGCACUCAUUCGAUGACAACGAUGACAGAGAAGAAUUCAUCGUCUUCGGAAACUCGACUUAUAUUCUCGACCCGACGAAAUGCCCAACUUUGUUUCGAGUUCUUCUCGUAUGCCAUCGGUGGCGAGAUCUCGCCUUGGCGGAGAGUCGUCUAUGGACGGACAUCAGCGUCGAUGACCCACCGUCCCCGUUGUUAUGCUUCUUUCUGGAGUACUCGAGGAUUCAGCCUCUUUCUUUCUCUGGUUGGACCCAGAUCUCUUCCCCAGUUGUCACAGGAAGAUUUAAAACCAUCCUGAAUCAUAUUUCUCGAAUCGAAUCACUGUCUCUCGACUUCCCCGGCCGUAAGCCUGCACCAUAUUCCAACAUAAUGGGAGAAUUGUCUUCUGCGGUUGUCUCCGAACCGGGCUUGAAGACGCUGAGUAUUCGAUGGUCUGAACGUAGGAGAGGUAUGAUGCCGCCCUCAUACCGAAUCCUCGACGUCCCACCAUUUCCCCCGUCGCUCUCAUCCAUCACCCUCGAUCAAGUCCUACUAUCUGUCCCUAUCCCGUGUGAAGGGAUCACAUCCUUUCACAUGGAGAGAGCACCCCGGCCAUGGGAAUAUCAUCUUUCAGAUGCAAUGUUAGAUGCGAUACAUAAUAUGCCCAACUUGGAGUCGUUGCACAUCAAGUAUGACCCCAAUCGAUUUCAUUCAUUCGACAUUCCUGCAGUAGAACUGAACCCGAGAGUUCCACCCAUAUCGCUACCUCGACUUCGUGAUUUCUGCUUCUCUGGCACUCCGAUAUGCUAUGUGUGUAUACUUCCUUCACUAUCCAUCCCCGUGACCACUUCGAGAAACAUCGAGCUCCGUGAUAGAUACAGGUACCACAGCGGACGGGUGCCAGAGGAACCGAUAAUCGAUGAUCCUCGUUACUUCGUCUCUGACGUAGAGAACACCCUGGCAGCUCGAAACUCGCUAUAUGGUCGAGACGAGACUUUCCGGGUCCAUUUUUCUUUACUGUUCGUGAAGGACGUCUUCAUCCUGAAGGUCCUUGUCACGCUCGCACCUAAGCGCCGGCUUGCAUCCAGCACAUUUGAUCACGCACUCAACGUGAACGACGAUGAUAACACUGCGCUCGUUCUCAGCAUACGAUACACGAUACCAUUCACCCCCAGAUAUGACUUGGACCACGAGGAGCUGGAUGAAGAAGAAAGAGCUGCUAUCCACGCUACCAUCCUUACAUUCAUUUCUACCAUUUCUCGCGCGUUCCGCACCGACGCAGUCGACCAUCUUCAUCUCAGCUCGAACGUCUCCAUCUUCCCAGAGCUUAGAUCCUCUGUCGAGAGCGAUCAUACCGACGCGAAGUCGAAGUGGACGCCAUCUUUCCUGACCUGGACAGAGAUUCGUUCUCUUCAUAUCGAAGGAAAAAGCGCGGCGGAAUGGAUCGCCCCUCACCUUUCGGAGACGAGACGAUGGGGGAAUGAGACGUCCGUCGUGGUAUUUCCGAAGCUCCAGGAGCUGCUGCUCGACGAGCUCGACCGAGCGUACUACUGCGAUCCCGACGGUUACAGCCGUCGUGAACUUUGGUCUACCCGAUGGAAAUUCAAUAUCCUCGAACUAGGGAAACGCUGGGAGCUCGUGUUUCAAGUCCGAGCGUCGUGCGAAGGGAGGAAGCUGCGGGGGUUGGUCUUGGUUGAAGGAGUUGCGUGUAGCAGGUCUAAGUGGAACGAGUGGCAUGCCAUACUGAGAAAUGGAGGAUGGAUAGAGAACAACAAUAUCCGGUGGGUUGCGGAGUGCAACUUUGACGAUCCCGAUGAUUGCUCUUCGCAUGAGGAUGAGGGAUGCAAGAAGAUCGAGCAGUUAGGGGAUGGUGUAGAAUGCUUGGAUACAGAUUGGUAUAGGAGGAUUUGUGGUGGACUAUGUCAUGAUUUCUGUGCACGGUCUUUGGAGUACUGAUUACACUGUUUCCUUCCUUCCUUCCCGAACGUUUGAACUUGGCGAUCGUGUACAUCUAUGAAUGCAAC